Molecule: messenger RNA, 1376 nt
Organism: Chenopodium quinoa (quinoa)
Lineage: Eukaryota; Viridiplantae; Streptophyta; Magnoliopsida; Caryophyllales; Amaranthaceae
Product: transcription factor MYB1R1-like
Exons: 3
Coding region: 174-1052 (292 amino acids)
Biological process (GO): response to ethylene; response to auxin; response to gibberellin
Molecular function (GO): DNA binding
Source: RefSeq, a predicted model, not a curated record
GUUAUUAUUUAUUAUAUCUUCUCUGGUACGGAUUUUUCUCUUUCUCUCUCUAUAGAUUCCUUCAAAACCUCACCCUCCCAAUACUUUCUCACUCCAUUACACACCUUCCUCCAUUUUCUCUCUCCUCUCUCAUUUUCUCUCUCUUUCAGCGAGCGACGACUUUUUCAUCGGAGAUGGCCAAGGAAGCGGAUUCUACUGGUGGCGAGAUCAUGCUUUUCGGUGUUCGUGUUGUCGUCGAUUCCUUGAGGAAGAGUGUUUCGUUGAAUAAUCUCUCUCAGUAUGAACAUCGCCUUGAUUCUUCUUCAAACGACGUCGCUCCUCCUCCUGCUACUGCUGCUGGUUAUGCUUCUGCCGAUGAUGCAGUUGCUGUGAAUAACUCGUCUGCUGCUGGUGGUGUUAGCCGUGAACGGAAACGAGGAGUUCCAUGGACUGAAGAUGAACACAAGCUGUUUUUGCUUGGAUUGAAUAAGGUUGGUAAAGGUGAUUGGCGAGGAAUUUCUAGAAACUUCGUCAAAACUCGAACUCCUACGCAAGUUGCCAGUCAUGCUCAGAAAUACUUUCUCCGACGGAGUAAUCUCAAUCGCCGCCGUCGUAGAUCUAGCCUCUUCGAUAUCACCACCGAUUCGGUCACUGUAAAUCAAUCAAAUGAUAAACAAAUCAAGGAAAACAACAACAAUGGCGGUUCUCCAUCUCCACUACCAUCACCACAACAACAACAAUCAUCGAAUUCAGAGAUCUCGACUGUGAGAUUUUCAUCACCAGGAGCUCCGAUCUAUCCAUUAACGACGUCGUUUAGUCAUCUACCUCCUCCUCCUACUCCUACUCCUACUCCUCAAGUAACUGAUCAUGAGAUGAAGGUUGUUGUGUCAACGAACAGCAGCACAAGCAGCAAAUCAAUGGUGGAUUUCGAUCUGAACCAGAAAGAUUCAUCAUCAUUAUCACUGUCACUUUCUCUCUCCAUGACUUCAUCGGAUCUCGCGAAUUCGAGGAACCCUGCGUUUCAAGUUAUGCAAGGGUUCAACAAUGGCGAUAAUAGUAUCAGGGUGGCUUAAAUGGGGAUUAUUGGAUUUGAUUAUCAUUAAUUAAUCAAUGUAAUAAUCUGAAAAAUAUUUUCAGUUUCAAAAAAAAAGAAAAAAAAAGGUAUUAUUAGGAUUUUGGAUGGAUGGAUAAGUUUUUUAUUGUUAUUAUCAUAAUGAUGAUGAGUAAUUAAUUAUGAUUAAGCUAAUUAAGGGGAUGUAGUUCUAAUUCUGAUAUUGAAACUCACUUUAUAUUUUAAUUUUUGUAUUUGUAUUUUUUUUUUUUGUUUCGUUAUUUUGUUGUCUUUGGUGGUUAAUGUACAGACUGUAAGGAUGUGAUGUGCCUUGGUUUUUGACAAA